This is a messenger RNA of Lutzomyia longipalpis, 3238 nucleotides long. It is a transcript of the gene Gpat4, whose product is annotated as glycerol-3-phosphate acyltransferase 3. Gene Ontology annotation, molecular function: glycerol-3-phosphate O-acyltransferase activity. NCBI's taxonomy places the organism in Eukaryota, Metazoa, Arthropoda, Insecta, Diptera, Psychodidae. The record is from RefSeq and is a predicted model, not a curated record. Gene Ontology annotation, biological process: triglyceride biosynthetic process. Gene Ontology annotation, cellular component: endoplasmic reticulum. The transcript has 6 exons. The coding region runs from base 534 to 2018 and encodes 494 amino acids.
AAAAACUUAUGGUUAAAUUCGGAGUAUUCUUUUGCGAACUUUGCAUGAAUUUUUUCGGCGCGAAUUCUGAUUGAUUUGAACCGGGAUGACAAUCAACGCGGCAUCUCGCCUCCUAAGCAUGACAAGCUCAAUUUCACAUGGAAAUUCGGUGGAAAAUGCAAGAAAAUUGUGAAAAAAUUUGCCGUUCAAGCGAGAAAGCUAUAGUAUUUGUGCGAGUGAGAGGGUAGACUUGAGACAGCAAGCGUAAAAUAAGAUUUUCAUCAAUGCAACAGCGCCAAAAGUUGCAGCGGAAAUUUUUGUAACUUCAAUGAGCAGCAGUUUGGUGUGUGAAAAAAUGUCAGUUUCGCUGAAAAUGUUGAAAGGACAGGUUUUUUAUUAUUUCUCAUCCGCUAAAAAGUGAAGGAAAUUGUGCGGUGCAGUGGGUUGAAGUGAAAAGGCGUGUGAGUUAGCUGUAAACGCCGAGGAUUCGGAUAUAAGACACAAAAAAAAACAAUUCGUGAGUGCUAUAAAAGGCGUUGUACGAGGCCCCCAAAAUGGCAUUUUUCCAAGUUAUCGCCGGAGUUACGUCCAGCCUCAUGGUGACCCCCGUGCUGAUGCUCAUCCUCUGCAUCAUCUUCGUGGGAUCCCUUGGAAAAUCUUUCGGAAUACGCCGCCUCUACGUUAACUUCCUCCUCAAGAUAUUCGAGUAUGGACGAGUUAACAUUGAGACAGCUAAAAAGUCUCGAUAUCCCGAAGCAGAUGACACAGAAACAGAGGGUACAACACAAGCCCAGACAACCAUUACAACGGCAGAUCACGCGGAAAAGGUGAUUGCCAAUGGGAAUGGUUAUUUGGGGAAGACCCCACAACAAAAUGGUGGGAAUCACCUCAUUUCACGUGAUCCCCUCAUUUUGGCUCCUGAUGCGGAGACAACAACAAAGAAGGAGCCAACAAGAAAAAUUUCCAGCAGUGAUGGUGAAACGUCUGAUGAAUUUACCGGAGAGGAGAACAAUUUUGAAUUUAAUCUGGAAAAUUGUCUGGACUAUGUGAAAGCGGGUAUGGAGGCUAUAAUUGAGGAUGAUGUAACAUCGCGCUUUGAAGCGGAAGAACUGAAGAAUUGGAAUCUUCUAACACGAACAAAUCGACAUUACGAAUUUAUCUCAUGGCGUCUAACAGUUAUAUGGAUGUGUGGUUUCUUUGUAAGAUACACCGUCCUUAUGCCACUGAGAGUACUCAUUUGUUUCCUUGGGGUCUUGUGGCUGGUUAUUUGUACAGCAUUAGUGGGAUCAUUGCCAGAUAAUGAAUUCAAAAGAUGGACAGUACCACCAAUUUUGAGGCAUUGCUUCUCCAUUCUGGCCAGUUCCGUAUCACUGGUCGCUUCGUAUCACAAUGAAGAGAAUCGACCACUAAAUGGAAUAUGCGUUGCCAAUCAUACAACACCCGUCGAUGCUCUUGUACUCAUGCACGACAAUUGUUACUCAUUGAUUGGGCAACGACAUGGGGGCUUUUUGGGCGUUCUUCAGCGUGCCCUGGCUCGUGCAUCGCCACAUAUUUGGUUUGAACGUGCCGAGGCGAAGGAUCGUUUAGCUGUGGCCCAGCGUCUACGGCAACACGUGUCAAAUCCCCGAAACCCACCGAUUCUUAUCUUCCCAGAGGGCACGUGCAUCAAUAAUACGUCGGUGAUGCAAUUCAAAAAGGGGAGCUUUGAAGUUGGGGGCGUUAUCUAUCCAGUUGCCAUUAAGUACGAUGCACGUUUUGGCGAUGCCUUUUGGAAUAGUUCGAGAUAUUCAAUGAUGCAAUAUCUCUACAUGAUGAUGACCUCGUGGGCCAUUGUGUGCGAUGUUUGGUAUUUGCCGCCAAUGUUCCGGCAAGAGGGUGAAUCUGCGAUUGAUUUUGCAAAUCGCGUCAAAAGUGUAAUUGCAAAGCAGGGUGGCCUCGUGGAUCUCAUGUGGGAUGGCCAAUUGAAGCGUAUGAAGCCAAAGAAGGAAUGGCGGCAAAAGCAACAAGAAGAAUUCACAAAGAGACUCAAAGGCGAAUAAGGAGACACAAAUCCACAUUAAAAAAAAAAGAUUUUUCAACAAAAAGGACAUCCCUCUACCAACACAAACAUCAACAAUUUUUUUAAAAGAAACAAACAAGAAAAAAAAGAAGCUAUCUGUUUUUAUUCCCUCUAGGAUGGAAAUUUAAAUCAGACCAGCAAUUUGUGUUAAGGGUGUGUGGAUUGAGAAAGAGUUUAACCCCCCAAAGACCCCAAGAAAAAACAAUAAAAGGAACAAAAAAAAAGCUAGAACGCCAUGGGGGUUGAGGCUCUUUCAAAAGAAGUAAUAAUGUGAUAAUUAGCCUAUUUUUUCUUCUUCUUCAGUGUCUUUAGCCAACAAUUUUUUUUCAUUAAUAUUAUCCUUAAUUUUCUUUUCCACUAUUUGUACGACAAAUUGUCUUAUUUUGCUGGCAAAACUUACAUAAAAAAAUUACCUACUAUCAUAAUAGAUAAAACAAAAAUAGUAGAGAAUAUUCUUUCUCUUGUAUUUGCUUAUAUACCAGGGAGACUCCAUGCGGGGGCGUUACAAUUUUUGCAUGAGACAAUGUCUGAGUGUGACGAAAAGCUUUCAUUUUGAAUGAUUUAUAAAUUCAAUUUAAUUAAUAAAUAAUUUAGAAAAAUUAAUUUCCUAGUAAAAUAUUCUUUUUCAGAAAGAAAAAAGAAACUAAAAAAUAUAUUUUUAAGCUUUUCUUGCUUGUUGAAUUUUCAAAUACAAAAUACUUUGCAUUUUUGCGUCAAAAACUUAUUCUUUCCGCGUUCAAAGUCUCCCUGUUAUGGGAAAAAAAUAAAGCAUAAAUCAACAUAAUAAGGAUUUAUAUAAAUAUAUUCAAGAAAUACAUUGUGAAAAAAAAUGAAAGAAAUGUAUUCCGAAAUAUACACAAAAUAAAAAGCUAGUCAUGGCGGUUUCAGCUGCUCAUCACACAAAAACCACAUAAAUAAAAAAAAUGAUUAAGAAUAAAAAAUAAUUUUGCAUUCCAUUUUGUGUCUAGAACAGAACUAAUAAACUUUUUUUUUUUCUUAUGUGUGAGAGAAAAAAUAUAAAAAUGAAUUAAUUUAACAACAAAUUUAAGUUUAAAAUAGAGUAGAUUUUUUAUACUCACGCCCCAAAUAGAUUUUUUUUCGUAUAUUUACCAUUUUACGAUUAAUUUAGCGCCAGAAAUGUGUGAAAAAAAUAAUAAAUUAAGUUGUAAAUAAAUUUGGAGAGAAUAUUUUGGUGAGAAA